Tupaia belangeri chinensis (Chinese tree shrew) is the source of this 3240-nucleotide messenger RNA. RefSeq lists its product as uncharacterized. Lineage: Eukaryota; Metazoa; Chordata; Mammalia; Scandentia; Tupaiidae. The record is from RefSeq and is a predicted model, not a curated record. Bases 742 to 1683 code for a protein of 313 amino acids. The transcript has 2 exons.
GUGGGUGAGCAAGCUGCGAGACGGCACGGAGCAGGCGUGGCACCGCACGUGCAUGGCCAUGGCGGGGGGGCGGGGCACUGGCGAGGGGGCGCAGAGUCAGCCGGGGGCCUGCGUGGUGUCUGCAGAAUGCUGAGACCGGGCAGAAAGCUCAGGGACCCACUGCUGGAGCCACUGGCUGGCGCCCAAGAUUAGGCCAGGCCCACAGCUGCGUGAGCGCCCAGGAACGGGCGUCCCCCCUGCACUCACCUGGCCUCAACUUCCUACCCGGCUCCUCAGCCUGCAUCCUGGCCAGCCUCUCCCACCCCAGGAGCCAGCCCUGGAGGCCGCCCUGCCCGGCCCUGCCGCUGCCCAGCCCUUGGGCCUUGCUGGGUGGGACCAAUGUAGACAUGCCAGACGGCCGUGCCCGGGGCCGAGCAUGAGGGCAGGCCAUCCCCAUGUGGGGGACACCCAGGUCAGAACUCUGAGCUGGGGAACAGCUCCGGAACACGGGCCCCCAGGGUGCCACGUCAGGCUGCAGGCCCUGAGCUGUGCAUUUCUGCGCCCAGUUCCACUACGUCUGGCCCCCAGGGGCUCCUCGGCCAGACGCAGGGCGCGGUCGCGCUGGUCUCGGGCAUGGCAGCGUCCCGCGUGUAGUUUAGACUGCACGCCUCGCUCGUCCAGGUGUGGCCGGCCCGCUCCUCUGGGACGCUCCCUUCCCUGGUACGGCAGCUCUCCGGCCCCCCGGGUGGCCUCAUCUCCUCCAUGCCAACACGGGUUUCUGCUCCUGCGCGCUGGGGCCUGGCAGCCCUCGGGCCGCUCGGCAUGGAGUUCUCCCCUCAUCCCGAGAGCCCCUUCCCCUCCUGGGUGAGGGCCCGUCCCUCGGUUCCCGCGGCUCUCCCGGUUCACACCGCGGUACAGCUGGAGCGCGUCCUGCAGGAGCUGCCCGAGGAGAUGCGGUCCGUCCGACAGUCCCUGUUCCCCUCGCACGCUGAGUCGGGCAGCCGCGGGGGCGUUUCUGGGAGAACUACGCCUCUUCGGUUCUCGAAGGCUCUGUUCCUUUGCCUUUUACUUUGCAGCGAUCAGGGCUGGAAAUUCGAGGUCGGCAGGGUCCCCUGCUCUGCACGUCGAUCACUUGUUGUUCUCCCUGGACGCUUCGCGGAUCUGCCGCGUGAGGCUGGAUGCUGGGGGACUUCUUCAGAAACUCCUGCUGGAGGCUGGGUCUCCCAGCCCCACCUUCCUGCUUCCUCCCGCUCCUGCUGUCUGGGAGUCACCGAGUCUCCUCGCCCUUGCCCUGCAGUGGCCACCUCCUCCUCCGCCGGCGUGAAGCACCACCUGGGUGGUUCCAUGUCCCCCGUGCGAGGUGCCGAGUCACUGCCCAUUGGCUGUGUGCACACAGGAGCCCUGGUGGGGGUGACGCUCCAGCACUCCGUGGGGGACCAGGUAUCUGAGCGCAUAGCUCUGCCCCCUGGGCCACGCGCGGGUACUUGGGAGCAGACCUCUGUUCUCCCUCUGGCCUUGGGGCUGGAAGUGCAGGGGGCAGCUCCCCCCUGCAGGGUGUGCACCCCGUUGGCCAUGGACGUCGGCGUCCUCUGGGCUACCGAUGGGCCUCCAUCCGGCCGUGCUGCCCCUCCACCUCCUGUCACUUCCUCUUGUGUCCAUGCUUCAGGGGAGCGAGACGACCCAGCACGCAGCCUGCAGGGCUAACCGCGCGCACCAAAUGUUGGGCUCAGUCCAUGUAACGCACUCCCGUGUCCAAGACGGUGGCAGGAGCCCCGGACCGUGGGGACCCUGGGGCCCAGCUGCACUGCACGGCCCUGGGCCAGCAUCUCCACCCUCUGCUCCUCCCUGCAGCCCUGCGAGGCCAGACCCAUGUGUCCUUCAGUGCCUCAGCCUGGGGGCGCUGGAGGGAGAAAGCGAGGGCCCGCGGGUGGGUCCCAGGGCUAUGCACCCCCGGGGGCCAGUGGGGGCUGGCAGGGCCCAUGACCAAAGCUACCUUUCCGUGGCCAGGUGCCGGGCCUGCAGGUAGGGCUUAGGAAGUGGGUGUGGAGGGCCAGGUGCCGAGGUGUCUUACACCCAAGUGGGCUGGCAGCCUGGCUGGAGGCGUGGAAUGCCAGGAGGUCAGGGAAGAGGGAGCGGAGGCCAGGCCAGGGGGCAGCAGCGGGUGGUGCCAAGGGGCCUUGCAGGUGGCCAGGCGGAGCAGGGCUGAGGACUACAGCCACGCUGGGCCGGCGGCAGGAGAGUGGCCUCCAUGUGGGCACUGUGCCAGCCUCGGAGGCCAAGGCAGAGGUUCCCAUGUCCAUCCCACAGGCCCAGGCCCCCACGGCUACGUGCGUGAGGCCAGCACUGAACGCACCUGCCGACCAGUGGGGCCGGUCUCAGAGGACAGUGCGUGCCUGCUCAUCGAGGGGCGGAUGCGGACGGCCGGGAAGGGGCCGCCUCGUCCCAUGGACUUAGUUCCAGAAAACAAAUCCUGGGAAGGCAGCGAGCCGGGCAGCUGAGCUGAACCACCUGCCCCAGGGGGCCGCAGCUGGACCACCUCCACCCAGGGGGCCGCAGCUGGAGGCUGGCGGGGGCAGGCCGGGCCCUGGGAGAACUCGAGGGCUGCAGCUGCAGAGGGAGGAGGCUGGGUCUUCCUGGGAGAGGGUGUGAGGCUCGCCAGACGCCCUCCCAGGAACUAUAAUGGGGUUCCCGGCCGGCAGACGCGGGGCCUGGUCAGACGACAGUUUGUCACCCCCCGAGAGCAUGCCUGGCAUGGAGCAGGAGGAGCCCAGGCAUGGAGUGAGAGCGAGGCCUCGGAGGGGGUCCCAGCCCUGGAGGGGGAGCCCAGCCUUGGCGGGAGAGCGCAGCCCUGGAAGGGAGCCAGCCUUAGGGGUGGGACAGGGCGCAGAAACCAGCACAGUGGGUAAGAGUAAGACACAGGGCACUUCUGAGAAUCAGCGCCCCCAGGCAGAGGAGGGGUGCCAGGCCAGGACUUUUAAAUGUGAGUCACCGAUGAGCCAGGCAGAGACUCUCCUCUGACUUAAAAAAAAUGGGCGCCAGCCUUGUGUUACGCACUAAAGGCGGUCAAGAGAGCGACGGCCUCGGGAGCGCGCCUUGGUCUGUCACUCAGCCCCACCGUCAGGUUAUUACAGCUCCUCGGGGCGGCUGAGGGCGGUGGGCGCGAUGCUCCAGAAAAGAACAGUCCAUGACGGGGCGGCCAACCGCAGCCACCAAGCAGGGGCACGAUGCUGGGGGGCCACUGGUUCUAUGCAGAGAGGCUGG